Molecule: messenger RNA, 1924 nt
Organism: Myxocyprinus asiaticus (Chinese sucker)
Lineage: Eukaryota; Metazoa; Chordata; Actinopteri; Cypriniformes; Catostomidae
Product: retinoic acid receptor RXR-gamma-A
Exons: 11
Coding region: 388-1626 (412 amino acids)
Biological process (GO): retinoic acid receptor signaling pathway; response to retinoic acid; anatomical structure development
Cellular component (GO): nucleus; RNA polymerase II transcription regulator complex
Molecular function (GO): nuclear steroid receptor activity; zinc ion binding; nuclear receptor activity
Source: RefSeq, a predicted model, not a curated record
GGAGAGGUCUGGCCCUCGCCACCCCCUCGAUGGGGCCCCUAGUGUGGCAGCAGUGAAUCCUCAGACAGAUCGCGGACAGCGAAGGGGAGAUGCUGCCGUCCAGAACGGCAAAACAAGACACCUUACGGGAAGAUUGGACAGUUCUUUCAUAUUCGUCAAAGCAUGGAUAGUAAUGACACAUAUCUACACCUUAGUGGCCUCGUUAGAUAAAGACUGCAGUGUCGUAUUCCAGCUUCACUGUUGAAACUGAAUCCAAGUGUUGGCCUUCUCAUGUCCUGAGAAGAUACCUGGCAACUAUUGCUAAGGGGAUGGAGAGCCAGAGGUUCUUCUUUGCAGGUAACGCACAGUCAUCUGAGCUCUCCACCAUCCCAUCCUCCUCUCAGCUCCAUGGUGGGCCACCAGCACCCCUCUAUUAUCAACAGUGUAGGAUCACCCUACUCAGUCAUCAACUCUUCAUCCCUGGGCUCGUCUGCAGCCUCCAUGCCCACCACAUCCGGCAUGGGUUAUGGAGUACUCAAUAGUCCACAGAUGAACUCUUUGAACGGUGUUAGCAGUUCAGAGGACAUUAAACCUCCUCCAGGUCUGGCUGGACUAGGCGGUGUCAGCAGCUACUCAUGCGGCAGCCCAGGCUCCCUCUCCAAACACAUCUGUGCCAUCUGUGGAGACCGCUCCUCAGGGAAACAUUAUGGUGUUUACAGCUGUGAAGGCUGCAAGGGCUUCUUCAAGAGAACCAUCCGAAAAGACCUCACAUACACGUGUCGAGACUGUAAGGAUUGUCAGAUAGACAAGCGCCAGCGUAACCGCUGCCAGUACUGCCGCUAUCAAAAGUGUUUGGCUAUGGGCAUGAAGAGAGAAGCGGUGCAGGAAGAGAGGCAACGUGGCAGAGAAAAGAGUGAUAAUGAGGUUGAGUCCAGUGGCAGUUUUAAUGAAGAAAUGCCAGUAGAGAAGAUCCUUGAUGCUGAGCUCGCCGUUGAACCCAAGACUGAAGCCUACAUGGAGACAAGCACUGGAAACUCGACAAAUGACCCAGUGACUAACAUUUGCCAGGCUGCAGACAAGCAGCUGUUCACUCUUGUUGAGUGGGCUAAGAGAAUCCCACACUUCUCUGGCCUACCUCUGGAUGACCAGGUCAUCCUACUACGAGCAGGUUGGAAUGAGCUGCUCAUUGCUUCGUUCUCACAUCGUUCGGUGACCGUUAAAGACGGAAUCCUAUUGGCCACUGGCCUACACGUCCAUCGAAGCAGUGCUCACAGCGCAGGGGUGGGCUCCAUUUUUGACAGGGUAUUAACAGAACUGGUGUCUAAGAUGAAGGACAUGCAGAUGGACAAGACAGAGCUGGGCUGUCUCAGGGCUAUUGUCCUCUUCAACCCAGAUGCGAAAGGAUUGUCAAACCCAUCCGAGGUAGAGGCAUUAAGGGAAAAAGUGUACGCCUCACUGGAGGCCUACACAAAACACAAAUACUCCGAUCAACCUGGCAGGUUUGCCAAGCUGCUUCUACGUCUGCCCGCUCUCCGUUCCAUAGGGUUGAAAUGCCUGGAGCACCUGUUCUUCUUCAAACUCAUCGGAGACACACCCAUAGACACUUUCCUAAUGGAGAUGUUGGAAGCACCACACCAAAUUACAUGACACAAGUCUCGCUUUAAAUGUAAAUAUUCCCCAGCGCACACUUAACCCCAUAACAUAAAAGAAGUUCUUAUUUUGUACCAAGCACAAUGUGAAAAAACAUGAAGACAAAAGGUUUGUUUUGGUAUUUUCGAAGAAAGAGAUACUGUUAAAGUAAAAUGUAAGAGUACUGUAAACCUUUAUUUUGUAUAUUUUACCAACUGUGAUAGGUGCAGCAACUAAAUGUGAAAAUAUUUAAUUGAAAUGAGCAUUGUAAAAACAAAAGUCACCAGCAAUGAGUUUUAGAAUUCUGUGAAAAUAA